AAGUCCCAGUAGGUCUGAUAAACAGUCACUGUCUGACAGCACCACAGAAACAGAUAACGGGAACAGGGACUCCCCCGAAAAGAGAGUCCCUACAGAUGGAGGAGCGAGCAGGAAACCUCCCCAGCACCUCUGGAUCCCAGGAAGCCCAGAGUAGGGAGGAUGUCGCAACCAAGAGACCCCGGAAAAGAAGGGAAAAAGGGCCAGCCAGUCCCAACAGAAAAGCUAAAGAGAAAGAGGGGAGGAAGAGGAGAAAUCGAAGAAGAAAAAGGAGCAUCUCAAACGUUAAAGGAGAUGCAGAUGUCAAAAGUGAAAACACGGAAAAAGCCAAGAUGGAGGUUGAGGAGACAACUAGCAGCCAAACUCAGGAGAGCAAGCAUGUAGAAACUCAACAUGUGGAUCACAGAGCAGGAGACCAGUUGCAGACUGAAGAGCAAUGCCACAAAGAUGCUACGAUGGUGCAAGCACAGACUAAAACAAGGAAACUUAAAGGCUCAGACAAAUUCACACAAACUGCAGCCGUUCCUCAGAGCGACCAGGAAACACAGACAGACUUCCCCGUGCCAGAACAAGACAAAAACGACGAGAAGGCUCGACCUGGCAGAAAGAAUGCUGCUGAGUCACAGAUACAACAAGACAAACAAACACCUGAGCCUGCGCCUGCACCCGCGCCUGCGCUGCAAGACGACAGCGCUACUCACACUCCGUUAAAGCCAAAGGAAGAUACAGACGGUGCAUCAUCAGACUCAGCCAGGGAGCGAAACCCCAAGAAAGAGUCAAAGUCUAAAGAUGAGAAUCCUUCUGCAGGAACCUCCGUUGAUCCCACAGACUCACAAGAUGCCAAACCAAUGUCAUACGCAAAAGUUGUGUCUGGAGCGGGCGGGACUGAGAAACAGUCCAAUAUGGAAGCCUCCAAAGCAGCAGAUACAACCACAAAACCCUCCCAGAGCACACGUGAACGCAGCCCAGUGAGACCUCCACCUUCUGCUCCCAUGUUCACCUUUCACAUCUAUGCUGUGCUGGACAAAAAGUUCAGGUUCAACCAAAAGCAUGACACACUUUUGCUGUGUUAUGAUGUAGGGUAUUUACCCUUUGAAAUGACCCAUUUUGUUGGACUAAAAGAAGGAAGGUAUCUGGUAGAAGCAAGUCUUUCCAUUGAAGAAAGUCACCUGCAGAGAGGCAUUGUGUGGAGUUAUUGGUAUGGUGUAAAGCAACGACAGAAGAAAGAGAUCACAGGAAUUGCCAGAAGACACAUUGAAAUUCCAUUUGACUCAAAAAUCAAAGAGUUGCAUGUUUACGAGGGAUACAUUUGUCGUCUGGAGCAAGGUUGGUUGCAAACUGGCCUUCACAUGGUCGGCUUGAGUAGAUCAAAAGGUGUGGAGGUAUCAGACGCCUGGCUGGCCUCAGCGAGAGAUCUGCUGAACAGAAUCUUCCAGAAAUGGCACCCAUCAGACAAACAGAGCACAGAGUACUUGUCUGACCACUUGGUGAAUUUUAUAUGGAGUCUCAGUUCUGCACAUACAAGGGUGACAUUCCCAGACAAUUCCCGACCUCCCACGAUCCCGACAUCAGAGCUGAUUUCAGAGACUUUAGUUCAGAUCUUAAAAGGAGAACCAAAGGAGAAAUUCCCAAGCAGCUGGAGGAGCACCAGUCCUCUUGUUCUGGGCCUGUCUGUUUUCAUGGUUACCAGAAAGUGUGACAUCAACCUUGGAGUGAAAGGCUGGGCUGAUCUGUGUCGCCUGGUGUCCUCAGAGACUGCAAUGGAGAAGAAAAACCUGGAAGGGUUGCACAGUUGUUUCCAGAAUCUACAAUUUACUGUGUUGGCUCUGAUGAACAUCUGUGCGCAGCAGUCGGUGUUGGAGCUCGUCCUGCUCGUUCCUCUGCUCUUCAGACUCAGGCAGCCAGGAGCAGAUGCAGCAAAAGUGGGCCCAACUGUCGAGGAGGAGAACUGGUCAGGACUUGAAAAUGUCCAGUUCAGCAGGUUUAGGGAGAGCAUACAGUUCCACCCUGACAAAAGAAAGAGAAUGCUGUCUUUGUUCAGGACACACUUAUCUAUGACCAAAGAGUCGCCUCUGCUCCUGCAGAGCUGGUCAUCUCUGGUUGCAUUCGAGGAUCUUCCUGAAUUUUCAGACUUGACAGGAAUACCUGUAGAACACCUGAUCCAGAGUUUGUUGUACAGACUGCGAAAGUGUGGAGAGACAAGGGAUCACAACAGAACACAGGAGCAUGUGAAGAAAACCCUGACCCAUAUCCUGCUGAAGGUAGACAAAGAGAAGGACAGGAUGAUUGAAUCUGGAAAUAUCGAGCCAGCCUUCAUGAGCAGCCUCAGUGUGUUGAAGAGCACAUGCGGAAUUGUGCAACUCGUCCCCUGGUACCAAGCUGCAGUCCUGUCCUACCAACUAGUUGUAAAAUUGGCAGAGAUUUUGGACGCUAAACUGAGAAAAGAGUCUUCUGAAGAUGAGUUUAAGACCUUAAAGCAGAAACUCUUGGAGGACCUACAUCUCAUGCAGCAGCAAGUCAGUGAGUGGAGAGAUGAACUGCUGCAAAAACCCCUUGUGACAGCAAAAGCACUCUCCUACCCAAAGGAAAUUGAGAUGUGGGACGCGCUGCUGAAGGUGGAAUGCUCUCUUGAAGAAGUUUCAUCCCGUUGGGAGGUGAACCUCACAAAAGACCUGAGGAAGAGAAUUUCCAAGGCAAGUGAGGAGGAGAAAGUACUAGUCUGCUGCCAUAAGUUCUCCUUGGCAGCUAUAAGGAAAAGCCACAACGUUGUACAGACCUGUUUCGACGAGCUGUGUCAGUCUGCCAUCAAGACAGUCUGCCAGAGAGGGCAGGAGGGAGACCUGCUGGAGAGUCUCAGGACCAAGGUGAAGGAUCUCCCAGAUGUUGUGAUGUCUGCUUUUGUGGUUGAGUCGGCAGCACGAUUCAGAGACGACGCUGUAGUGCAGCUGCUGGAUCCACAGUCCGCCAUGAACCACUUCCUGUCUCAAGGUGAUUGGAAGUCGAUCACGGUGGAUGACACUGCGGCGCAGGUUGUCCACAGCUCUGUGAUUGCACUGCAAUCUCUGGUGGAGUCUCUGCUUCAAGGACACGUGCCCCUGGGACACCUACGGACCUGCCUGAAAUAUAAAGAGCAGUUUAAGAGACUUUACCAGCAGUUCAAGAAAAACACCAAAUCUGAGACAGUUUCUGUUGAAGCAGCUGUUGUUUUGGCUCAGAGAGAGAAGGAUUUAGCCCCUUACACCCUGCUGAAACAGCAGAUGGAUACACUGAUAAAGAUGAUAGCAAAGGUUACAGAAAGCAUCACUGUUCCUGAGAUGUCGACUCUGGUGGAGCAGCACAGUGCAGAUCUCCAGACUGUGGGCCUGAACAGAUUGGUGCUGGUUCAGUCCUUUAAUGCUGAGGGGAAGUUGGGGAAGACUGGCCCUCCCCAGGUCUUCUGGUAUAAGGCCAGUCUGAAAGUUUUGAAAAUGGCCAGUGAGAUGCAUAAACUGCAUCACAGCAGCCUGAUUCUGUCCCUCUGGGUCAAGGGGGCUGCAUCUUUGGCAUCAGCAAGGCAAACCUGCCCAGUCCCUGUUCCAGUCACGCUAACACAGAUCUACGAAACGAUCUGGGAGCCGCUUCUGACAGAGUUCACUCAGCUUGGUGUCAGCAUUGCAAAUGCAGACAUCACUUUCAAGCUGCUUGAUCAGGUUUUGGUGGAGUCUGGUGACCAAGGAGACGGGCAGCUAAUGAGGAAGGAGCUGAGUCUGAUGUCAGAGACAUUCAGCGUGUCAGGAAGGUUGAAACCCAAGGAGAACUGGGUGGACCAGAGGCUUGGUCAGAUCCAGAAUUAUCGACAGCUCCACGAGGCAGCGGCUGCAGCCAGUGCUAUACUGAAGAUUGCAGAAAAAAUGAAGCUUUCCGGGAAUUUCACAGAAAUUGACACCCUCAGCCAACUGGAAGAAGACACAUUUAAGCAGAGGGCCCUGGGUUCCCUAAGCGAUGACCUGUUUCGUGCUAGACAGCAACUCUCCGAAGUCACCAAGCAGCACACUGCCUGUCUGGAAGAGUUUCUAGCGAGCCAAACUCUGGUCAGCUGGGUCAAAGAGAACCUUAAAAAUAUGAGCGACGUAAAGGUCUAUGUCGAGCUGGCUUCCAUAUCUGCUGGAGAGAAUGACCAAGAGAUCGACCAGGUGGCUUGUUUCCAUGAUGCAGUGAUGGGCUACGCCCCUCUGCUCUACAGCCUCUCACCUCACACUGGCUUUGAGGAGUUCAUGAAGUGUGCUCAGCAGGUGUGGGACACCCAACUUAGAGAUGAGAAGCUACCAGACAAAUUGAAAGAGUCUACUCGAUUGCUGGACUGGCUGAAAACACUGAAGGAGACCCACGGCUCUGUGGAGCAGUCCUCUCUCUCCCUGGCUAAUUCUAUUAAUUCUCAUGGAGUUUAUCACAUAGGAUGGUCUGAUGAAAACACAGAGAAGAGAUGUCUACAAAACAUGGUACACGUCACAGUGAUAAAGGGCAGAGAGGAGAAGAGCUACAAGCUUGAAGAUCUGCUGGAGCUACAGAACAAACUCAUGCUCAUGUCGUCCAAAGGGGAGAAGGGCAGAGAACAAGUCAACAGGUUCACAGAGGUUUUCGAAGGAGUUCAGAGACUGGGUGCCAUCCUUCUUCAGAUGCAAACAUCUGGCAACAUGCUCUUCAGGGAAUGGCACGCUGGAGUCCAGUGCUGCCCACAACAGCAACCGUGCAUCAAAGUUGCCUUCCUAUCCCUGAUGGGUAAAGAGAUGGUGUACUACGGUGAGGUGACUGAGCAGCUACAAAAGCUGGCUAACUCCAUGGAGAGCUGCCAAAGUCAAUGGCGUUCCUUCAUCAGUGAGAUGCGCUCCAACUUCAACCUCCUGAACCACUACACCUCAGAGCAGAUAGUGUACCUGUGCCACUGGAUACACAAAGUCUGUCAACGACACGCUUCAGUUCCCCCACAGUUAUGGCAUUUGCUUUUUCCCAUAAAGCCUCAGUGCACUCUAACUGAUGUCAGAGUCGCUUACACUUAUGCAGCAAGUAUGAUCUCAAAGCACGAUGAACUGGAAGAUGACACAGACACAGAAGAGGACAUGGAUGAGGCUCGUGAUUUGAUGGAGUUUUCUUCAGAGGAUGAGGGUGAUGGUGUGAUGAGAUGUGACACUGAUCGCAACAGGAAGCUCGUUGAGGACAGUCUUGAAGAACUCUGGCGUAAAUUCAAGGACGGCAUGCAACAGUACCUCAACGAGUGCUUGGACAUCUCAACUUUGGCCCAUUUCCUCUCAUGCCUCUCUGAAAGGAAUCAGCAACACAUGAUCAGGAAGCUUCCACUGGUUCUCCAGGAGGGAAAGCCCAAUCUCAUUCUUUGUCCUGGUGCAGAGGUUUUUGCCACCACUCUGUCUUGUUACAUGGAGAGUCCAGAGCAGCCUCUGCCAUCUAAUGAUGAGGUCCUAGUCUGCAGAGAGGAAACCACUGAGGAGGAGGUAGAAAUCUUUCUCCGCCGAGCUCUUGGCCAAGGCUCUGUACAAAAUUGGCAGAAGAUAUACUCUCUUGUCAAUCCAGGGUUGCUGGGAUAUGAUGUCAGUGUGGCCUUAGAGAAGCUCUUUGAGGAUCUUGCGAGAUGUGCCAACCCGCAUUAUCGUUUGGUAAUAGUCAGUCCUGUUGUGCAGCAGCACAGAUAUGUGCCCUCUUUCUUCAGCAAUGACAAAGUACAGGCUGGCAUGAGUCUAACAGCAGAGACUGCCAGGAAAUAUCUACAUCACCACUUCACACAAAAUGCGCUCCUGGUUUCUCCAGAUCACCUCUCAGUCUGGAUGGUGUCAUCUGUACGCCCUGCAGUUGGGAAAUCUCUUUAUGUGGAUCGUUUAUUUGAGAAGUUGCAGCACAGAUCUCCCAGAGCAGAACAUAUUACGAUCAGACUAAUUGAGCCAUGCGUUGAUGUAGACUCUUUAAUUAAGAGUCUAUCAGAGAAACUGGCACCCUUGAGAGAGCAAGACCCUGUUCUCCUGCACAUUGACACUGCUGGAGUUCGUUCAGGUCUGGAGGAGCUCCUGUUCCAUCUGUUAGUUCUGGGCUGUUUAAGUGAUAGCCAUGGCAUGUUGUGGAGAAGAAAUGUGGCUCACUCGAUCACUGUUGAGGUCUUAAGAACAAAGAUGUCACCUCAAAACCAGCCAAAACAGAUGAGGUUUGGACUUCUUGACAUUCUGCCUACCAUCCAUUGUAGACCUCCAAAAGAGGUCAUGGCCACUAGAAGGGUGUCGACAAAGCAGACCUUUGAUCCACUCAUGGAUGAACAGGAGUUUUGCAGUGAAGGGAUACAAAGGCCGUAUCAGUACUUAAAACUCUACCGAAACAAUCAGAAUCUAGAUCAUUUUAAGUACCAGGAAGGAUCCAGAGUGGGGAAUCCUGAUGACUGUAUCCAUCACUUUUUGUCAGACUGUGGGAUGCAAGAUCCAUCAUGGGCAGAGCUGAAGAACUUCUCCUGGUUCCUCAAUGUGCAACUGAAAGACUGUGAAAACUCAGUUUUCUGUGAUCCAGAUUUUCUGGCUGACCAUCUCCCUGGUUUCAAGGGCUUCAUUGUGAAGUUCAUGAUUUUAAUGGCAAGGGAUUUUGCCUCGCCAUCUCUAAACACAUCUGACAAAAGUCCCAUGAUGCACAUUGAUAACAGUCAGGAGGAUGACGUUCUUGCCCGUCUGACAAUUCGUAAGCACUGGGAAAAUGAGUCUCAUCCAUACAUUUUCUUUAAUGCAGACCGAUCCUCAAUGUCUUUCCUUGGCUUUAAUGUGAAGAAGUGGCGAAACACCCUCAAUGCCGUUGAUCCUCUUAGCCUCACGGUCCUGAUAGAAAAUGUGAUGUCAGAAAAACUUUUUCAAGGUUUGGAACGGCAAAGGAUCUCUCUCACUGAAGACUUCGAUCAGUUGCCCCGGCCAGACAAAAUCAGAAGGAUUUCAUGCGUUGUUGGUGCAAUGAAAGGAAUGAUAGGAAGAGAAUUUGAUCCAGACCCAACAUAUGAGCUCACUGCUGACAAUGUGAUGAAGAUGUUGGCCAUACACAUGAGAUUCCGGUGUGAAAUUCCAGUUGUCAUCAUGGGAGAGACCGGCUGUGGAAAAACACGAUUAGUCCGUUUUCUUUGUGCCCUGCAAAGGGAGGAAAAACCUGCAGAGAACAUGGUACUUGUCAAGGUACAUGGUGGAACUACAGCAGCGAUGAUCUACAGAAAGGUGAUGGAGGCAGAGAUACUUGCUGAGAAAAACCGUAGAAUGCACAAGCUAGACACCAUUUUGUUCUUUGAUGAAGCCAACACCACAGAGGCCAUUUUUGCCAUCAAGGAAAUCCUGUGUGACCAGUCAAUGAAAGGGGAACCUCUGAAGGCAGGCAGUGGCUUGAAAAUAAUAGCUGCUUGCAAUCCUUACAGGAAGCAUUCACCUGAAAUGGUGGAACGUUUGGAACGUGCAGGUUUGGGAUACAGGGUUAAGGCAAAUGAAACCGAAGACCGCCUUGGCAAAGUUCCUCUGAGGCAGCUGGUGUACAGAGUUCAUCCUCUCCCUCCAAGCAUGGUGUCUUUGGUCUGGGAUUUUGGUCAGUUGAGUGAUUCUACUGAACUUUCCUACAUCAAACAGAUCGUCCAGAAGAAAGUUCACGACCAUCAUUUGCCAGUGGCCUGCAAGGACAUAAUUUCAAAAGUUCUGGGAGCUUCCCAAGAGUAUAUGCGAAGUCGGAAAAAUGAGUGCAGUUUUGUGAGUCUCAGAGAUGUGGAGAGGUCAAUGAAAGUGCUAGUUUGGUUUUACCAGCACAGUGAAGCUCUUUUCAAAAACUGCCCUCAUCUCAGUGAGGCUCAUAAAACACUGAAGUGCUUGAUUCUUUCAGUUGGAGUCUGCUACUACCCAUCUCUGGUGGACAAGGAUCAGUACCUCUCCGUAAUUUGUAGGUACUUUCCAGACCCUCUCCACUCUUCAGAAGCAUUGCAGAAAGAGAUUUCAUCCUGUCAAGACAUCUUCCUUCAGAACAUACAGACAAGAGAGACCAUAGCCAAAAAUGUUGCACUCAAAGAGAAUGUGUUUCUCAUGGUGGUUUGCAUUGAGCUCAGGAUCCCACUCUUUCUGGUUGGCAAGCCAGGCAGCUCUAAGUCUCUUGCUAAAACAGUAGUUGCUGAUGCCAUGCAGGGCCAGAACUCUCACUGUGAACUAUUCAAGAAACUUAAGCAAGUUCAUAUGGUCUCCUUCCAGUGCAGUCCUCACUCAAGUCCUGAGGGCAUCAUAGGGACAUUCAGGAACUGUGCCCGCUUCCAGAAAGACAAAAACAUGGACGAGUAUGUAUCAGUGGUGGUUCUUGAUGAGAUAGGACUAGCGGAAGAUUCUCCUCAGAUGCCCCUGAAGACCCUUCAUCCUCUCUUGGAGGAUGGUUGCAUUGACAAUGACAAGCCAGAUCCACACAUGAAGGUUGGCUUUGUGGGCAUUUCCAACUGGGCUCUUGACCCAGCAAAGAUGAACAGAGGAAUAUUUGUGUCCAGAUGGGAUCCAAGUGAGGAUGAACUUGUGGAAACUGCUAAGGGAAUUUGUGCUUCCUCCAACCAAAUUCUCCUGAAAAUCAAACACCUCUUCCCAUCUUUGGCAAAGGCCUUCUUGAGCAUCUGUAAAGAAUCCUCAAAAAAUCAGUUCUUUGGUCUAAGGGAUUAUUACAGCCUAGUCAAAAUGCUCUUUGCCGCAGUCAAAUCCACACAACAAGAACCUGAUGGUGGACAGUUAGUUGAGGCCAUCUUGCGUAACUUCAGUGGACAGCCAGAGGGUUUUGAUCCAGUCGUAUUUUUCCAAGAGGUUCUCCAAAACUUAACAGAUAUUCCCAGACCAAGCACCUUGCAAAUGGUGAAAAAGAAUCUUGAUCAUGACACCAAUCAGGAGAGUCGUUACCUUCUUCUGCUGACUACCAACAAUGCUGCUCUCCAUAUCCUUCAGCAACAAAUCUUUGCCAAAGGAGACUAUCCACCACCUGAAAUUGUCUUUGGCUCGGGAUUCCCAAAGGACCAGGAAUAUGCCCAAAUCUGCCGUAACGUUAACCGGGUGAAAACAUGCAUGGAGACUGGACGUACUGUCAUCCUCCUCAAUAUGCAAAAUCUUUAUGAAAGCCUGUACGACGCCUUGAACCAGUACUAUGUUUACCUCAGUAAGCAGCAAUACGUUGAUCUUGGUCUCGGCUCCCACAGAGUCAAAUGUCGUGUCCAAACCAACUUCAGACUGGUGGUAGUGGAAGACCAGAAGAAGGUCUAUGAGCACUUUCCCAUGCCCCUCAUCAACAGGCUUGAAAAACACAGGGUGGACAGGAGUACUGAUCUGGAGCCAUGGCAACACAGGGUUCUCGAAAAACUGAAGGAUUGGGUGAAGGAAUUCUCAGGUGAGGAGGCCUCAGAGGAUUUCGAGCUCUCUGACAUUUUUGUUGGGUACCAUGGUGAUGCCUGUGCCAGUGCUCUCUUGCAAGCACUAGAAAAGAGAACACAAAAAGCUGAAGACACUGCAGUAAGACAACAUCAACAGACUGAAAAAGAUGACUCACUGGCAGAGGAGGAACCAAAUGAAACACUUGAAUCAAAUUCAAGCAGACAGGAAGAAGUAACGGAUCAGGAAGGCAAUCAGAUGGGUGAUGAAAUGGACAUAGAGAUUGCUGGAAAAGAGAAAGAAAUGGAGAAGAAAGAUGAUGAAUCCACUGAGCCAUGUGAUGACGAGAACAAAGCGAUGUCUGAUAGUGAAGAAAUGAUGGAGACAGAAAACGAUGUUGGAUCUGUUGGGAAAAACGAGGAGGAAGAAGUCUUCGAUUUAGCUAAAGGUCUCCUGUUGAACUGUGCCACCCCCGAUGCAGUGGUGAGGCUCAAGUAUUCAGAUUUAGCAAAGCAGGAGAAUGAGAAACUCCAGAGAAUGUACUUCCAGCAACAACAUCACCACUCCCUCCGAGAUUUCCUGGAAGAUUGUCUGAAAAAGCAGCAAGGGUCCAGCAAGUUUCUAGAGAUAACAACAUUCUCCAGCUUGCUAACCAGAUCAGAUGUCAGAGUUGUAGCCCAUGCCCUAGGACUGCAUACAGACAAGAUCCUCCUGCUCUCACUCCACCAGUUUGACACUGAGGUCUCCUUCUGCAACAAGAUACGGGGCUUCCUUCAAGAUGCUGGGCACUCUCUUCAACUCCUCUUAAUCCAGAUGGACCUUGAGGAAUCCACCUGCAGUGACGAGCUCAUAGCAUCAGCAAAAUAUUGCACCAUGAAUUACUUGAUGUCCUUGGCGGAUCAGACCUGUUGGGUGAUUUUCAUUGUUAAGGUUUCUAGGAUCCCAAGUCAAUCUCAGUACAUUGGUUUCCAAGGAGGAGUCUGGCAGUCAGUGCAUAUCGAUGACCUGAGGGAUUCAGAAGACAUGAGCCUGAACCUGUUGGGUUUCUGUGGAACUCUCAUUAGCAACCUACUUAACCCUGCACCAUCAGAAUUCAAUGAAGAUGGAGAAUCUGUGAGGCAGAUAGAAGACUCCCAGACAGGUAGAGCCCACCUCCACAGCCUAUCCUUAGUGAGAUCAUGUAUCCAAAAAGCUGUUGGUUUGCUGAGGGACACCGAUGGUGUGAAAUCACGAAGCAUGCAGCGGAAUCACAUCCUUCUGACUCUUCUGGGAACUGGGCAAAGAGGAGCUCACUUUCAGGAGGUGUUGUUAAGUAGACUGAAAGAGGCUUUGGCACAGAGAGAACAAGUGAUGGAUGUCCCUAAGGAGUGGGUGAGCAGAGAAGCCAAAAAACGCCACGCUCUACAGGAGGGGGGGACACUGAGACAUACCCUGUGGCGCCGUCUUCAGUCCACCGUGACUCCAAUUUUGGCCAGCAUGUUGGAAGCUAUGGACAGGUAUGCAAAUCUGGACCUCCUCUCAGAUGGCAAGCUCAGCCAUGGCCUGGAAAAGCUGUGGCUGGACAUCCUGGCAGAUUCGCAGAUUUUAGACAUAACACCUCUUCAAAACUCAAGUGAUUCAGACCAGGAGGUGCUUGUGCAGCACUAUUUCAUGUUGGAUGGUGAAGAACAACCCUGCGCUGCUGCAUUCAGCUGGAUUAUCACAAUGCACCUUGAAAAGCUGUGGGAAGAAUCAGAAUUUACUCCAGCAACACGAGAGGAUGACACAGAGAGGAUUCUCAAGUUUGUGAGUGCCUUCAACAGCAGCACGCUGGGCACUCACUUACAAAAACUCUCAGACGAGGAGAGAUUGGAGUACGGCCACCACUACCUACAAGACUACCUGCUGCUUUCUUUGAAGAUCAAGUCCAAGGACGAGCUUAGGGUGUUCUCCAGGGCCAUGUUGGGCUGUGUGUCCGAGCUUCAGACGUCCAUGGGUGCCACCGCUGACCUCUCUCCUGCUUGGAUAAUGGCUGCUGCCAAACAUUUUGCCCUCAGACUGGACACUCUCUGCCACAUAUUUCUGCUGCAGCCCCAGUUAGCCAACAGUGUGUUUCAGCAGGUGUCAAAUAGGGAGCCCCAAGAAAUGUUGGAGGACAUUUUAGCCCUCGGUGUCUGUGUCGAGCAGACCAAACUCCAGACCGUGACGUCCCUGCAAGAGUGCAAGUCCUUUGUGAGCAGGGUGGAGUUUCUGCAGCCGUGUCUGGAUAGAGCGUUCGGUCAGAAAUACAGUGCCCUCUGUAGCCCCAGCUGUCUGCAACAUCUGGACUCUAUCAGAUCACUGUGGUAUGGGAUGCUGGUUGUCGGGUCUUUCAUCCAGCACAUCCUUUUUAAGGUUAAACCGGAUGACUCAAGAUUGAAGGAACUGGCUCUCAAACACUGCAACCUUCACCUGAACCUGAUGAAGGAGUCACCUGAUGUAAGGACCCUGGACACACUGCAAAAACUGAUCCGGAUCCUUAACUCUUUUCAUGCGGAGUGUAUCAGCAGGGAUCUGAGGUUUGGCAUUUUGUGCCCAGUGUGUUUCCUGGAGCUCACAGAGCCGUCUGUCCUGCCCUGCCAGCACGUCUUCUGUUUGCCGUGUCUCCAACGCUGGCUUCAGCCACAAAGACAUUCUUGUCCUAAAUGCAGGACAGACCUUCCGCCCGACUUCAAACCAACUGUGUCUCCUACCAUCAAGGCAGCACUGCAGCAGCAUGCAGCGAUCAGGGACUGCUGUAACUCUUUCUUCCUGGAGGUGGUGUCCAGGUUCUGUCUGUCAGAGGGGCAGAGGCCCGGAGAGGGAGUGGUGGAGCUGCUCUUCUCCUUACUGGUCUCUGCUAACGGAGAUGUGUUCAGGACCAGAGAGCUCACUCCCUUCCUGGAGUGUGUGGAUAACAGCCCUGUGGUGCGAUCUGUGCUGCCAAAACUGCUGCUGCAAUACAGUUUUGAGCAGGUGAAGGCUCACAUUCAGACCUACCUGAAGAAUCUGGAGGAGAAUCUUCUGGCCAGAGAAGAUCGUACUGAACUCUACCUGCUGUUUGUCAACUGCUUCCAGGACUCUCUGUUGUGCUCAGAAGCGAGAGAAGUGGAACAGAGCAGAGUAGAACAGCAAAGGCAGGCAGAUAUCAAAUUCCUGAGCCGAGUGGCCAGGAAGCAGACUCCAGGCAGACAAGAAGACCCAGCAGAGUUCCUGCUCAACGUAGCCAGGCUCAGAAUAUGCCUGAGCACUGCAGCCCGGCUGCUGGAGAAAGCUGCAGCUCAAGGCAGACAUAUGGAGGAGGCUCAGUACCUGCAGCAGGUGAAGGCGGUGUGUGAGUACUGUGGUAACGACUGGCACAGGGUUUACCUGCUUCGGGCCCUCCUUAGACUCUCUGGCAUGGACUGCAUUCUGUCCCUGAUGAACAGUCCGGCCUGGAGAUGGGUCUUCCCUGCAGAUCUCCUUCGACUGCAGCGGAUGAUUCCAACCAACGUGGACCAGUUCCUGUGCUGCGGGCCGCCUUACCGUGCUGUGAGAGACGCCGUGGCCGAGGUUCUGCUGCAAAACAGAUCUGACACCUUCAAGGCAGAAAUACAGAGGCUGAGAGGUUGUCAGAUCAGCCUCCUGGCUCUGGCCCUGUUCAGACAGGUCACCUGCCGCUACAAAUCCCCUGACGUCAGCAUACGGCCGUCCCCACAGGAGACGCAACCACUGAACGAGCUCCUGAAAACCGUCAGGCCAAAGGAGUUCAGGGAUUUCUGCACUGCACUGCUGUCAAACCAGAUCGGUGGACAGGGCUCAAGUCUUCACCUCCACGCAAAUCUUUCGGCUCAGAGACAAACCGUCCUGGAGCUGCUGGUCCAUCUGGACUCUGUGCUGCUCAGUGAAAAUCCUCUACUCCUUCCUCUCUACCAGAUAGCCUCCCAGCCCCAGAAUGUCACAAACUCCUUCCUGCCAACCAUGCCCGAUGAUCACACAAGUGAAGCCAAGCAGUGGUUGACUAAAGAUCCGAAAGCACAGCUGUACUAUUGUGCCAACGGACAUCCAUGGUUUGUUGGAAAUUGUGGUAAACCGGUGGUUGUAUCAAGGUGUCAUUGUGGACUGCCAAUUGGUGGGCAGAAUCACAACCCAGUUGCUGGAUUUACUAAACACACAGGAGAAAGGGUCAGAGAUCAAACUCGGACAGGACACAUACUAGGAGAGGCUCGACAGCGGUCUGACGCCCCUGAAAGACAGAUGUCUUACGCUCAGUCCUGCAUCCUGCGCCUGCUGACUCACCUCGCUAUGCUUCAAGGCGCCAUAAGAAAUCAGAGAGGAGUCGGUGACAUGAUCCACCCCAGGCCCCAUGAUGUUUUAAACUUCCUGUGGAACCACCUGGAAAAGGACAUGAGCGUGUUGGGACAGACGCUGAAUCAGAACGUGGACAACGUGGCGGUUACAGUUCAUUUGGUUCUAAAUACCUGCGCUACAGGUUCUCGCGGCGCAAGGCAGGCUCUGUCCUCCAGAGAAGGACGGCAGCAGUGGGAGAAGCUCGUCUGUAGUUCUGCCAUCAACCCAGUACUUCAAGAUUUGCAGAGGAAUCUGGCUGAAGCUCAGGACAGAAUCAGUGCAGAUGAUGGGCUUGCUGGAAGUCCUCUGAUGAAUCUCCUCUACGGGGAUCCUGAGAAGCAGUUGUCCCUCCCCUCUGACUGCCCGACACAUCGCUCCUCUUUCUGGACUCUACCCGAGAUGAUGACACUCGAGCGCUUCUGUCAGCUGGUGGGAGAACCGCAGGGACGCAGCCCCUUACCCCUGCUGAAAACGUUCCUCGAGAAGAUACACUGUGUGAGGCAGUUACAUCACCUGCCUGAGCUGGCGGCUUUACAGUCAGACCUGCUGAGAGUGUUUCCUCUGACGUCACACUCUUCACCUCAGAGUAUCGCACAGAUGUUACAGAAGAUACCAGCAGGAUACCAGAAGAAGCUGCUGCUUGAGAGAGUGGAGAGAUUCAUCGAGGUGUGGAACCUCCUCAGAGCAGAGGUGGCAAACAACUCAGCAGACUUGGGUGUGGAUGUGAACUUGUGCGAGAAGGAGGUGACAACCGAGAGCUCUGGGGAGUUUCUGACACCGUGUCGAGACGGACCGGGGUCGUGUCUCCGAACUCUGGUGGACUUCCUGUCGAAGACUCACAACAGCCUGGUGAGAGAAGCCAGGAGAGUGAGCGGCCAAGAGGACAGCGAGUACAGUGUUCCUUUAGAGAGGAUAUCAGAAACCCAGCUGACCCUGUGCCACCCAGAAAGAGAGCUGCUGCCUCUGGUUCUAGCCCACUGCCACUACACCUUGAAGAAAGGCGGCGAGACGGACAGAAGCUACGAUCUGCCGGGCAUCCAGACCCAGCUGGCCCGCCGCUUCCUGGCUGGAAAACCACUCAUACAAGCGGACACCUCGAGGUACCUGAACAGACACCUGCAGGAUUUCUCUGUGGUUCUAAAGGAGGUCAGAGACAAGAUUCAUCAGGAACCGCUGAAGGGUUCGGUGAGCGGCGCCAUGAGGACGGUGCUGCGCUCGUACACAGACGUUUGCGAUGCUGUGUUUGUGGUGGAGAUUGGCCUUCGCUUUCUUGGCAAGACGGGCGGGAAUCCUCAGGAUCAACUUCUGUCCUACCUCAUUGAUUCACUGCAGAUGGGCCCACAGAUUUCCAGCUCUGUAGCCAAGGCUCUUGGAGAGAGCAAACUGCAGCACAGCACAUUCACCUGGCAGCUCCUCACUUGUUGGAAAUCAGAGCUUAUGCUGAACAGAAAUCAAGACCCGUUUCCGAGUCUGCCCUCAGAGUUCAAGCAGACGCUCUCUGAGGAGGAGAGGAAGGAGCUGAAGGUCUUCCUCGCUGUCACAGACGUGGACGCUUUCUCUCUGGAGCUGUAUGAAAUUCUGCUGCUGAAGAAGAGCAACACCAUGCCCGAUUUGUACCUACCACAAUGGGACAUCAAGUCCACCUUGGAGAUCCAUUUGGAGCAGAAAGGCCUUCCACCUCCGCUGGGGCUCGAGUCUCUAUCGGAGCACAUCACCCUCGGGCAGGGCGCUGACGUGUGGAGGGCCGCUGUAGAGUUUAAAAGAAGAUAAAUUCUGUCUACGCACAGCUGAAUUAUUCCAAAUCUCUCAUGUGAUUCUUAUUGUUAUUGAUUUAUUGCCGAUGGGACAUCUGCUGAUUAAUUAAUUCCAUAUGAUAGGUCCCAAUAUGCCUUUCUGUAAAUAGUAUCAGUGUGUUUGAAAUGUCUUUAAAUGAGAGAGAAAGUGAUUUGUAUUAAUUAUGUUAUGUUUAAUCUGUUACUGAGGUGUCAGGGAACCUUUAAUAAAUGAAUGAUGAAUGAACUGGA
Dicentrarchus labrax (European seabass) is the source of this 15718-nucleotide messenger RNA. RefSeq names its product ring finger protein 213b (gene rnf213b). The transcript is spliced from 65 exons. The record is from RefSeq and is a predicted model, not a curated record. Gene Ontology annotation, molecular function: ATP hydrolysis activity; ubiquitin-protein transferase activity. The coding region runs from base 96 to 15464 and encodes 5122 amino acids. NCBI's taxonomy places the organism in Eukaryota, Metazoa, Chordata, Actinopteri, Moronidae. Gene Ontology annotation, biological process: ubiquitin-dependent protein catabolic process; sprouting angiogenesis; negative regulation of non-canonical Wnt signaling pathway. Gene Ontology annotation, cellular component: nucleolus; cytosol; membrane.